Molecule: messenger RNA, 2433 nt
Organism: Huiozyma naganishii CBS 8797
Lineage: Eukaryota; Fungi; Ascomycota; Saccharomycetes; Saccharomycetales; Saccharomycetaceae
Gene: NTO1
Product: Nto1p
Exons: 1
Coding region: 1-2433 (810 amino acids)
Biological process (GO): regulation of transcription by RNA polymerase II
Source: RefSeq, a predicted model, not a curated record
AUGGCAUCUGUUGGGAACACCAAUGACGAUGGUCCAAAACUGAGGGAGGAGAAGCAAUAUAGAGAUUUCUACCCACUGUUGGAGGAAGACACGUUGCUUCCCAUUAUCGAUGGCCAUUGCAAUUCGAGCGGUAUAUCCAGCACUAAAGAGGUGGCCGAUUUAAUACGACAUCCACCGCAAGUCAAACAGCUCAUCUUUAAUGGGAAAGUGACGACAGAGCCUUUGAUUAUCGAACAGCCACUUUCCUCUUAUCAUAAAUGCACCACUGAAUUAUGGAAGUUAAAGGAAAAGAAAAACGCACAUCUCUCUCACAAAAAGAAAUGGAAGCCAAGUCCUAAAUCAGAGAUUAAUCGCAUAGUAAGAAUUGAAGGUCCACAGGAGGGAACAGCAUACAAAGCAAAACUAUAUCAAAGGAAAAUAUUACCUGAUAUGGAUGCUCUGAAAAUCAUUGAACCAACUUUGACCCGCAUAAAAACACUCUAUGAUAUGGACGAGCAGGAUUAUCUGUAUAUGCAAUAUUUACGCAAACAAUUCCCCACCCUAACUUUGACCGAUCUUCAAUUUGAAAUCCUUUUGACUAUUUUGGAGAUACGGUACGCAAUUACGCAGUCACAUGUGCCCACAUUACCCCCACCCCCACCAACCAUAGAUCAACUUUGUUCCAUAUGCAAUGGUGUUGAGACCACGCACAACACAAUUGUCUUUUGUGAUUGUUGCAAUCUUGCAGUGCAUCAGGAUUGUUAUGGUGUGAUUUUCAUUCCUACGGGGCCCUGGCUUUGCAGAGCUUGCCUACAGGGAAAGUUUGAGUCAAAAAGACCCCGCUGUGCAGUGUGUCCUGAAGUAGGGGGUGCUUUGAAACAAAGCACGUGUGGUAGCUGGGUUCACGUUUCAUGUGCAGUUUGGAUCAACGAACUCUGUUUUGGGAAUUGGCACUAUGCAGAGCCCAUAGAGGGCAUCGAUCGAAUACCCUUAUCGCGUUGGAGACUAAACUGCUACCUUUGCAAGCAGCGAACAGGCGCUUGUAUACAGUGCUGUAAUAGAAACUGUUUUGUUGCUUAUCAUGUUAGUUGUGCAAGGCGUGUUGGUCUCGACAUGACGCCGCUUGUUACAGGUUCACUUGCCGAGAUGGCAUUGAACAAUGGUGAACGAUCCUUGGAAAGCUUCUGCGAUAGACACUGUGCAUCUCCAUCUUCCACUUACAAAGCUGCAAUUGCAGACUUAAGAAACUUUUAUUCCAGCACAAGACAGAGCGAUGUUCAUCCAAAUGAAAAAAUAAUUAUCCCUCAAGCAUUUUCUGAAACCCUACAAAGGUGUGUAUUGAGUUUCAAUUCCAUUGGACAUAAACAAAUUUCGACUGCAGUAAGUGUACAGAUCUGCAAAUAUUGGGCUCUCAAAAGAGAAAAUAACGAGGGUGCGCCUCUUAUUUCGCUUCCCAGUGAAGUUAUUGAUCUUUCAUACAACCUUUUAACAGACAAGGAGAUUGAGAACAGGCUUGAGUUUAUUGAUAUCUUAUUACACGAUCUACAAAAAAUCCAGAAACUGACAGAUCUAGUUUGCGAACGGGAUGCAAAAAUACUCUCUUUACGCGAAGUAGAGGAGAAAAUAAAAAGUAUAGUGACUAAUAGAGAAGUGUACUGCAUCCAAAAAUUUAUACUGGGACCAUUUCUCCAAACUGAGCAGUUCAAGACACUGGAAACAUAUUUAAAAGACGGUAAACCGUCUAAAAGCAUAGUGAGAUGUCAGACUGGUGAUUUUGCUAAUAUAAACGAAUUAAAAAUUGAAAUGGAUGGUUUCUUUCGUUUGGUUGAGUCCACUGAUGUCCCGAGAACAUUACGUUUUACUGCCUUGAAGGCUGAACAUGCAUUAAUCAAUCUGAUUACCAAGGUAGAAAAGACUGAUUUUGAUAGAAUGUUGGAUAGAGAUUUUGUUUUGAACCGGGAAAAUCCAUUUGCGACGCAAGAAAGGGAGUGGAUCGGGCCAUUUUUACAACGAGAAGAGGAACUGAGUAGCGUAGAGGACUUGACUGAAAACGAAGUGCACAUUUUAACCGGCGAUAUAUGGGAAAAUGCGGAAUCGUCUGCGUCUAUAACCGAAAACACACCUUCUGAACAACGUACUUUGAAGAGAAAACAACCCACGAAGACUAACCAGCGUCAAAAACUUACCAAGAGUGUUAAGGCUCUUAAAAGUAGCAGGCCAGAUUCUAAAUUAGACAAUGGAAAGAAGAAAUUAACUCAAAGGAGAUCCGCUACACGGCAGCCACAGAGCAAAGCCGUUCUUUCUGCGGACCCAUCGAAGAGAAAAACGACUGUCAAAUCUACGGGUAUGGAGCCCAGCGGGCCCUCGAAACACAGAAAUAUUGAACGUGGGGAGAAGCAGAAACCCAAAAGCAAAUUGUCACGAAAGCCGGCCGGGACGAAAUCAAUACACUGA